AGGUUUAAUGAAAAAAAAGAAUGGCGGGAAACGAGCGCUGUGACAAACAACAGGUUGGUAAGUGAGGUCAUAAUUUUGGGUCACAAUGGCCAGUGGAAAAGUUUGUGUUGUCAAGUAAACCCAAAGCUGAGGUGUGGGUGAGGAGUUGUUCGUUAGAAAGGGGGAACAAUAAACAUGUUCAUCAAAACCAGUUUUAAGCUGGUCUCCCAGCCUGACCAGCUAAAGAAGUGGUCAAAAACCCUUUAAAAUAAGCCUGCUGACCAGUUAUGACCAGCUAAAACAAGGUAACCUGCUUAGAUUUUUUUUUUUUUUUUAAGCAGGGAGUUAAAAAGAAGGUUAGUGCCCUUUUUAUGAACAACACACCAUUCACUCAAACAAACGCCUCAGCUGGUUGGCUGGUCUCAGUCUAGCUACACUGAGGCUAAAGAAGCAGUCAAAAACCCUCUAAAAGCAGCCUGCAGACCAGCUAUGUCAAGGCUGGAUGACCAGUCCAGCUUAGGCUGGUUGUAGGUUUAUUCUUAUAAUUUUUUAAGAAGUUUAGUGCCUUUGUUAUGAAUAACAUACAAUUUUCAAGGUGAUAUUAUUUCAGUGAAUAUCCUAUACCUUUAUGAGAAAGUAACUAUUAGCACCUAAGGGCCCAAAUCUAAUGACAGAAUCUUAACUACAACCUUUUUUUCAUACCCCAGGACUUGUAAUAUGUGGAGCACGAGGAAACAAUUAUUCUGUAGAACAUUUCUAGUAUCUGACCUGUUUUAAGAGAGACAAAGAGAAAAGAAUGACAAAACUCAAAUACUAGCUAGCAGUGAAACAUGUGAGACUGUGAAUUCACCCACAGCCAUAAUAAUGAACGCACACGGAUGAAGAGAGUCACGAGCUCUGAAUGAAGGAAUGAAUGAAUGUGUUGCAAAUGACGGAGACGGAUGAAGCUGCACGCUUUGUCAGAGAGUUUCUCAACAGGACAGGUUUAACGGUUUUCACAAAGUACCUGACUCAUUCGUCGUGUGAGAUAUUAGCCUCACUGAACUGAGAGUGAUGAUAAAAAUGAAUGUCUCAAAGAGGAUCAUCAGAAAUCUGGAACCAGCGAGAACACUGCGCCGUCUUAACACAAAUCAAGUCCUUCAAAGCUAUGCUGAGAUUAAGCCGGACAACAUUAUUAAAGUGGAGCAUUUCUAUGAAAUCCUGCAUCUUCAAAGUACCAGCGCCCAACCAAAGAAGAAAGCCGAAAGAAUUUGCUACACUCGGGACUUCCUCGUCAAGUUGGCAAGUUGUCCAAUGGCUAAGAUGAAACCUGAGUUUUUACCAGAACAUCCAAUCGUUUUGGAGAAUGGCAGAACCAAUGAUGUUCCCAGAUACUUCAUCACCAACUACAACAACAACGAGGACUUGGCGGCCUAAUGUGGGGAAUUUCUUGCAAUCUUUUUUAAAUUGCCCUAAAACUGCACUGCAUGGGACCAAGUGGAAAGGGUCACAAGUUAAAUUGAUAACUUUAAGGUUAUAAAGGGUAACAUGUUUGUCUUAAGCUUUACAGCGAAAACUGUUUUCAAAAGUUUUGUAAAGACAAACAUCAAUACAAAAAAAAAAAAAAAAAAAAAAAUCUAAAAACUUAGGUUAGAUAAAACUCACCCAACAUAGUUGUUGCAAUGCUUGUUCCUUACUAGUCCACAGUACAAAAGAGUUAAAUGAAACUAACAGCACUGAUGCCUUGAUCCUUGUGAAAGAUUUCACACCCUAUUUCCUCAUGGUAAACUUGUUGUCCUUUCUUGACCGUAUACUUUUGUUUUACAUUAUUAGACAUUUGUGAUGUCAAACUCAGGGUUUUGAUUCUUGCCUAAGGUAGGUUGUGUUACUAUGAUGGCUUCACGGUCUGUGGUGUUAAAAUUACAUUUUGGGGAUAUUUGGACUUGAAGUGUUUAAGAUUGAAGUGCACCUACAGACGAAUUUCUAGCAAGUUCAUAUACCCGAGUUACACUUCAUAGAAUCAGAUUGGGAAUGUUUUCACUUUGCUUAACUGUAUUAACACUGGACAAUAUAGAGAGAAAUAUAAUUUGGCAAUUAUUGCACCUGUGGAUGGGUAUUUAUAAGUUUUUUUAAGCUAAAGUAAGCUAUUUUCACCUUUGCAAACAUUGCAAAAAUAGAUAUUUUUGUUUGCAUAAGUAUUUAUAUGUCUGAAAUGUAAUUAAAUGCUGUGAAGUGGAUUGGAGCGCAGAGUAAGUGUUUGUUACAGUACUGUAGUUUUUCAAGUAUUACUUUAUUAAAGGUUACUAGAAUUUUUUUUAUUUUUUAAAUAAUCGACAGCUCUGGAUCUUAUGCAAGGAUAUCUUUUUUUAUUUCCCCCCCGAUAUGCACAUCUGGGCAGAAGCAAUAUUUGCUUUUUGUGUCACAGUCACUGAUCUAUAUCAGUGGUCACAGUGUAAUUUGUUGACUCAUUGUCUCAACUUGAAAUUGCAUUUAUUCCACUGAAUACACUCAUUAAAAGAACAUUUAUUUUA
Carassius gibelio (silver crucian carp) is the source of this 2489-nucleotide messenger RNA. RefSeq lists its product as uncharacterized. Lineage: Eukaryota; Metazoa; Chordata; Actinopteri; Cypriniformes; Cyprinidae. Bases 1033 to 1395 code for a protein of 120 amino acids. Gene Ontology annotation, cellular component: cytoplasm. The transcript is spliced from 8 exons. Gene Ontology annotation, biological process: negative regulation of translational initiation. Gene Ontology annotation, molecular function: eukaryotic initiation factor 4E binding. The record is from RefSeq and is a predicted model, not a curated record.